Molecule: messenger RNA, 3906 nt
Organism: Penicillium argentinense
Lineage: Eukaryota; Fungi; Ascomycota; Eurotiomycetes; Eurotiales; Aspergillaceae
Exons: 3
Coding region: 1-3906 (1301 amino acids)
Cellular component (GO): kinesin complex
Molecular function (GO): protein binding
Source: RefSeq, a predicted model, not a curated record
AUGGCAUCGAUAUCAUUCUGCGGCAGCAACCAUGGGCUCCAGAUCGGAGAUAACCGUGGCUCGAUCAAUGCAGAAUUCCAUCUGCCGCCGGAGCGACUGGAAACCCCGCCUAGCCCGUUAUCAACUGUCCCAUUCCCACGCGAUCCAGAUUUCGUCUCUCGUGACACACUGUUCCAUCAGAUUCAUGAGAAAAGCUCGGUGCCAGGGUCGAGAAUAGCGCUAGUCGGCCUCGGCGGUGUUGGAAAAUCGCAGCUGGCCAUCGAAUACUCCUAUCGGGUCCGAUCCGAAUCGCCGGCGACAUGGGUUUUCUGGGUCCAUGCGAGUAACGAGGCCCGGUUCCAGCAAAGUUUCCGGGACAUCGCGGAUCUGGUCAAGAUCCCCGGUCGUCAGGAUCCGAAAAGUAACAUAUUCAGACUGGUCGAGAACCGGCUCCGGGAUGAGAAAAUAGGGAAAUGGGUUUGUAUCCUUGAUAAUUUCGAUGACGAUAAGUUGCUUUGCUCGUUUUCGGCGGUAGAGAAGGAAGAUUCGACGAAAGGCCCGAACGCCUCGACAAAACCGCUAUUGGAAUACGUUCCUAGAAGCCGAAAUGGAUCUAUCAUCAUCACGAGUCGAACCAGAGAAGUUGCAUUGAAAAUGGUCGAUCACAAGGGCCUCAUUGAAGUUAAACCAAUGGAAAGGCCUGAGGCGCUGGAGCUUCUGCAACGAAAGCUUGAACAACCAGAGGAAAGCCAAGAGAGUCGACAAUUAGUGGAAGAGCUCGAGUUUAUGCCGCUAGCGAUCGUACAGGCUGCUAGCUAUAUUCAAAAUCGGGCGCCUCGCUAUUCGGUAUCACAAUACCUGAGAGACUUCCAAAGGAGUGACCGCGAAGCGACAAAGCUUCUGAAAAAAGAGUCAGGUCACCUUAACCGGGAUUGGGAAGCGAAGAACUCAAUUCUGGUAACGUGGCAAAUAUCAUUUGACCGUAUUCGCCGCACACAGCCAUCUGCAGCGGAGUUGCUUUCUCUCAUGAGCUUUUUCGAUCGGCAAGGGAUACCAGAGAACCUUGUCCGGUAUCAACCUAAGGCCUAUCACGCACCAAGUUCAGAACUUCUGGACGACUACAGUGACGGGGAGACAUCUGAAUCAGACAUAGGGCCCGAUUUCGAAGACGACGUCGCAGCACUAAGGGAUUAUUCAUUCAUAUCUGUGAGCGAGAACCGUGCUUUCUUUACGAUGCAUCGGCUGGUGCAGCUGACUACGCGCGCAUGGUUGAAAUCUCAUGGACAAAUAGACCAAUGGAGGGAGAAAUUCAUCAGCAAUUUGUGUGAAGAGUUCCCCACGGGUGAAUACGAAAACUGGGAGAGAUGCAGGUCGCUCUUUCCUCAUGUUAAAUCAGCAAUGUCACAGCGGCCAGCAUCACUUGAUUCUCUACGACAAUGGGCGACACUACUUUAUAGAGGUGCAUGGUAUGCGUCACAAAGCGGUAAUAUCGCAGACAUAAGAGAAAUGGCAUCAGUGUCAAGAAUUCAAAGGAUGAUCUUAUUCGGUGAAGAGCAAGAAGAAGUCCUUGAUAGCACAAGUAUGUUGGCAACAGCAUAUCAACUUGAGGGUCGGUGGGAACAGGCCGAGCAGCUCAACUUGCAGGUAAAGGAGACUCGCAAGACGAAGCUCGGCGAGGACCAUCCCUCUACACUGACGAGUAUGGCCAACCUGGCGUCGACGUACCGGAACCAGGGCCGAUGGGAGGAGGCCGAGCAGCUUGAGGUGCAGGUGAUGGAGACAAGCAAGACGAAGCUCGGCGAGGACCAUCCUGUCACGCUGUCAAGCAUGGCCAACCUGGCAUCCACGUACCGGAACCAGGGCCGAUGGGAGGAGGCCGAGCAGCUUGAGGUGCAGGUGAUGGAGACAAGCAAGACGAAGCUCGGCGAGGACCAUCCUGUCACGCUGUCAAGCAUGGCCAACCUGGCAUCCACGUACCGGAACCAGGGCCGAUGGGAGGAGGCCGAGCAGCUUGAGGUGCAGGUGAUGGAGACAAGCAAGACGAAGCUCGGCGAGGACCAUCCUGUCACGCUGUCAAGCAUGGCCAACCUGGCGUUGACGUACCAGAACCAGGGCCGGUGGGAAGAAGCCGAGCAGCUUGAGGUGCAGGUGAUGGAGACUCGCAAGACGAAGCUUGGCGAGGACCAUCCUGACACGCUGGCGAGUAUGGCCAACCUGGCAUCGACGUAUUGGAACCAGGGCCGAUGGGAGGAGGCCGAGCAGCUUGGGGUACAGGUGAUGGAGACUCGCAAGACGAAGCUUGGCGAGGACCAUCCUGUCACGCUGUCAAGCAUGGCCAACCUGGCAUCGACGUACCGGAACCAGGGCCGAUGGGAAGAAGCCGAGCAGCUUGAGGUGCAGGUGAUGGAGACAAGCAAGACGAAGCUCGGCGAGGACCAUCCUGACACGCUGUCAAGCAUGGCCAACCUGGCGUUGACGUACCAGAAUCAGGGCCGGUGGGAAGAAGCCGAGCAGCUCAACUUGCAGGUAAAGGAGACUCGCAAGACGAAGCUCGGCGAGGACCAUCCCUCUACGCUGGCGAGUAUGGCCAACCUGGCAUCGACGUAUUGGAACCAGGGCCGGUGGGAAGAAGCCGAGCAGCUUGAGGUGCAGGUGAUGGAGACGAGCAAGACGAAGCUUGGCGAGGACCAUCCUGACACGCUGUCAAGCAUGGCCAACCUGGCGUUGACGUACCAGAAUCAGGGCCGGUGGGAAGAAGCCGAGCAGCUCAACUUGCAGGUAAAGGAGACUCGCAAGACGAAGCUUGGCGAGGGCCAUCCCUCUACGCUGUCAAGCAUGGCCAACCUGGCAUCGACGUAUCGGAACCAGGGCCGAUGGGAGGAGGCCGAGCAGCUUGAGGUGCAGGUGAUGGAGACGAGCAAGACGAAGCUUGGCGAGGACCAUCCUGUCACGCUGUCAAGCAUGGCCAACCUGGCAUCCACGUACCGGAACCAGGGCCGAUGGGAGGAGGCCGAGCAGCUUGAGGUGCAGGUGAUGGAGACUCGCAAGACGAAGCUCGGCGAGUACCAUCCUGUCACGCUGUCAAGCAUGGCCAACCUGGCAUCGACGUACCGGAACCAGGGCCGAUGGGAAGAAGCCGAGCAGCUUGAGGUGCAGGUGAUGGAGACAAGCAAGACGAAGCUCGGCGAGGACCAUCCCUCUACACUGUCAAGCAUGGCCAACCUGGCGUUGACGUACCAGAACCAGGGCCGGUGGGAAGAAGCCGAGCAGCUUGAGGUGCAGGUGAUGGAGACGAGCAAGACGAAGCUUGGCGAGGACCAUCCUGACACGCUGUCAAGCAUGGCCAACCUGGCGUUGACGUACCAGAAUCAGGGCCGGUGGGAAGAAGCCGAGCAGCUCAACUUGCAGGUAAAGGAGACUCGCAAGACGAAGCUCGGCGAGGACCAUCCCUCUACGCUGGCGAGUAUGGCCAACCUGGCAUCGACGUAUUGGAACCAGGGCCGGUGGGAAGAAGCCGAGCAGCUUGAGGUGCAGGUGAUGGAGACGAGCAAGACGAAGCUUGGCGAGGACCAUCCUGACACGCUGUCAAGCAUGGCCAACCUGGCGUUGACGUACCAGAACCAGGGCCGGUGGGAAGAAGCCGAGCAGCUCAACUUGCAGGUAAAGGAGACUCGCAAGACGAAGCUUGGCGAGGGCCAUCCCUCUACGCUGUCAAGCAUGGCCAACCUGGCAUCGACGUAUUGGAACCAGGGCCGAUGGGAGGAGGCCGAGCAGCUUGAGGUGCAGGUGAUGGAGACGAGCAAGACGAAGCUCGGCGAGUACCAUCCUGACACGCUGUCAAGCAUGGUCAACCUCGCUUUUACCUGGAAAUCGUCAGGGCACGAUGCCAAGGCCAAUACUUUACUACGAAACUACCUAGCCAAAUAG